Funneliformis mosseae is the source of this 200-nucleotide messenger RNA. NCBI's taxonomy places the organism in Eukaryota, Fungi, Glomeromycota, Glomeromycetes, Glomerales, Glomeraceae. The record is from the annotation of a GenBank genome assembly.
AGAGAAGGAGCUUUCAAAACUUUAAAGACAAUUUAAAUACCAUUAACCUUGACUCAAAUUCUAAAUACAAACCUGAUGUUAGAAGUAGCAGUUACUCUCAUCUCAGUAAUACCAAUAGUGCAAAACUAGAAAGUAGCUAUAGUUUUAGUAAUAUCGAAUUUGACAAUUGGGAUACAGUUCUAAAAAUAGAAAUGCAUUAG